Molecule: messenger RNA, 939 nt
Organism: Cricetulus griseus (Chinese hamster)
Lineage: Eukaryota; Metazoa; Chordata; Mammalia; Rodentia; Cricetidae
Source: RefSeq, a predicted model, not a curated record
AUGGCAGAAAGAAAUGACUCUGCAGUGACUGAGUUCAUCCUCUCCUGGUUAACAGACCAACCAGAGCUACAUUUGCCCCUGUUCCUCCUCUUCCUUCGAAUCUACCUGCUCACAGUGCUGGGGAACCUGGGAAUGAUCAUCCUGAUCCUGCUCAGUUCCCACCUGCACACCCCCAUGUACCUCUUCCUCAGCAGUCUGUCCUUCAUUGACCUCUGUUACUCCACUGUCAUCACCCCCAAAAUGCUGGUGAACUUUGUAAAAGAGAAGAAUGUCAUCUCCUACCAGGAAUGUAUGACUCAGCUCUAUUUCUUCCUUGUGUUUGUGAUAUCUGAGUGUCACAUGUUGGCUGCUAUGGCAUAUGACUGCUAUGUUGCCAUUUGUAAUCCCUUGUUGUGCAAUGUUACUAUGUCUUACCAAGUCUGUUCCCUGAUGGUAGGUGGGAUAUAUUGCAUGGGCAUCAUCUGUGCAGCAGUUCAUACUCUCUGCAUGCUAAGAGUGGUUUUCUGUAAGACUAAUAUAAUAAACCAUUACUUAUGUGAUCUUUUCCCACUGAUGGAGAUUGCCUGCUCCAAUACUUUUGUCAAUGAGGUAUUCCUCCUAGGCCUCCGUGCUUUUAACAUCCUUGUUUCAACUCUGACCAUCUUGGGUUCAUAUAUCUUCAUCAUUGCUAGCAUCCUCCAUAUCAAAUCCACUGAGGGCAUAUUCAAAGCCUUCAGCACCUGUGGCUCCCACUUCUCUGCUGUUGCUGUCUUCUUUGGUUCCUUGGCAUUUGUGUAUCUACAGCCCUCCUCAGUCAGAUCCAAAGACAAAGGGAAAGUGUCCUCUGUCUUUUAUACUACCAUUGUGCCCAUGCUGAAUCCCAUGAUCUACAGCCUGAGGAACAGGGAUGUUAAACUUGCUCUGAAUAAGUUAUUUCAAAAAAUGACAUUCCAUGUGUAA